This is a messenger RNA of Varroa destructor (honeybee mite), 3987 nucleotides long. RefSeq lists its product as uncharacterized. NCBI's taxonomy places the organism in Eukaryota, Metazoa, Arthropoda, Arachnida, Mesostigmata, Varroidae. The record is from RefSeq and is a predicted model, not a curated record.
UUGGCUAGUGAGUGGACGGGCAGUGAGAGCUUGAUCGUUUUCGUGGGAUCUCGAUGAUUUUGGGUUCGAUGGGACGAUCGUUUGGGUACGCUCCGUCUUCGGAUUCGGGUGUGGAUCCGCUAUUCGCAUGUCGUCUGUUUGGAUAUCGAGGGUUGUCUGAUGAGGACGAAAAAGUUCGGCUAGGUUUAGCUUCAGAUCAUUGCCGGAAUAACGACCGAGACAGAAGAAUUAGUAACAACAACAAUAACAGAGGUGGGCAAGAAACAUACAUGGGCAAGUACAUACUGAAAACGAUGCUAUGCGAAGUAAGGAUGCGAUUUCUUCGGCAUUCAGUGUGAAAGAAGGAUAUGUAAUUGAAUAAUGAGGACCGUGAAUAUUUCUUGCACAUUGAAAAGUUGCAAUAAUUGCGUGACAUCAAGAAAGUGCCCAAAAGCGGUCAUAACUGUAGGCGCUCGAGUGUCAACAAGAGAUAAUCAAGGCUAAACGUUGGGUGGAUAAUAAAGUGGCAAUAAUUGUGAGCCUGAUGUUCAUAAAGUACAAUUUCGACAGUACAGAUGAGUGGGAAUAGGCGUAUUUAUUCGAAAAAAAAAUAGUCUUAAUAAGUUGUUGCAAAUAACAUCCGUGUUUAUUCCAAGAAUACCUCGAACUACCUGUUCAGUUGGAUUUAAGUGACGAUAAUGCUGAACAUAAUCUGGGUCUAGUUGCUCGCGAAUUUCAACGAAACAAUACAUGUCGCAUUGAGGACAAGGACUUAUACAACGUCUCCAAUUUAGCAAACCAUACAUUUGAUGUUACUCGUUGUUGAGAGAGUUAGGGUACUCACAUAAUAUACUGGCUGAGACUUGAUAGUUAAAAGUAUUUACUAGUUGGUGAGGUACCAUGGCCCCGACAGGCGCUGGUGCUCUGGGACCUCCGUAUCGGCUAUAUUUCAAUGAAGAUGAAACAAGGUCAAGAGGGAACGAAGAUGGCAAAAACUGCACAAACGUCAGUUCCAAGGAAUCGUUUCUUGACCUAGUAGAAAAACGCUCGAAGAUAGUGGCUCGCGCGCGAAGUCACGGUCAACCACAAAAAUACGUAUCGCUCGUGAAUGAGCAAGAUACUGGUACCGACGAAGAAGAAACUGUAUUCUACGAGAACAAUAACAUUAGCAUUCAUGCAAACGGUAACUCAAAUAUAAAUCCUCAAGGACAUGUACGACGAGAACAAGGAGAAUCCAUAACUGCGGACGUCUUCAAAAACCGCUCGACAUCAAAGCACCCUUCAAUUUUCUCUUUUCGGCGUUAUUUGAUAGCCAUUUGUUUGCUUUGUAUCGCUUUCUUAGGUCUGUAUUUUACAUUACACCAUGAUGGCUUGGAUCUUCGCACAGCAGUGGGAUUACCGGCAUACUUCAACAUUACAUAUCGCAUUGUGAUUGGAGGAUUGCAAGUAGAUACCAAUCUCGCCACGCUGCAGCUGGUCAACAAUACUCGCGCCUUGUUCUUUUCUGCUGGAAAUACCAUUGUAUGUGCAAGAAUCGAUGCCGACCACCUCGUUUGGAAGCGCACCCUGAUCCACAAGGUCGAAUACGUGCAAUGUAAUGAUGCCGUUUGCGUCUUCUACGGCAAUAGAACGAUAACUGCUUUAGAGCCGAACAAUGGGGGAUUUCUAUGGACAUCGAGGGUGAAAGCGCGUCCCUUUCUCAUGACAACCUCGUGGGGGAGUCGAAUUGUGGUGUUUCACAACGAGUACAUGAUUAUUUAUCGUCAGGAUACUGGCAGCUCGAUGACUCAUUUUCGAAUUAAGAACUGCUCGCGGAUUAACUAUAUUCAGCCGAUUGGUGUCCGCCUCGCCGUAUUCUGUCAGCACAACAUCAACCUUUCGAGCAUUUCAUUGUACAUCAUUCCGAAAUCGGUGUUGCUCCACUUCACACCACAAACGCAAGAUAAACCGAUUUCAGCUGAUUUCGUCGGAUACUUCAAGUUGCCGGUUCGAGUACACACUUACAAUGAUACGGUCCUGUACAUUUUACAUGACCGAGGCGUUGUUUCAACGCUAAGCGUGACCGAACGUCGCGUAGAGGACAUCCUUAAUAUAUCUGCCGAUGUUCGUGAGGUUCUGCCGAUCAAUUGUACGCAUACACUCGUUCAGACUCCGAGUCAGCUAUUGAUUUACAGUGAACGUGGUGCCGUUUGGCGGAAACCCAUUGUCGAUGAACAUAUCACCUAUAUACGAAGACUCAGUCACAAUUUGAUCCUGCUGAAAAAAAAUCUUAACCAACUUGCGAUUCUUGACAUCGCCCUCAUAAAAGAGUUUAAGGUUGACUUUGGAAGCUAUCAAGAGCUGCUUUUGGUCGAGGGCAAAGACCACACAUUAUUUACAGCGAGCGUGGCCCAACACAACGCCACAAUCAUUCGAACCAUUCGAUACCAUGACUAGGUAUCGGUUUGCAACUGUAUUUCAUUAAAAAGCGUGCACCUGAUAGACUGUCUGGGAACUGCGUCAAGGAAUCUAACGAUCUGGAGACCUUCUAGCAGUUCCAAAAGCUGGCCUCGACCCUUCCGAAAAUGCCAAACAUUAACGUGGUAUAUAUAUAUAUAUAUACAUAAAUGAGGAUUUUCUGGUAUUUUAUCACCUUAAUUAAUGCCAUCGUCUAUCAAACACUUUCUAACUGAACUGUUCUCUAAUGUACAACCAGAGAUGGUUUUCAAUCUGACACGUGUGCAAAUGGCGUAGGUAUAUGCUGUUUAGGAGAUUUGAGAUAACAAAAUCCUAUUUGUUUGAUUCGUUACUUGCCGUUGAGUAAUACCCCAAACUUUACUUUGUCUUUGAUAUCAAGUUGUGGUAAUGGCGAUUCAGAAUUAGUAAAUAUUAAAAAAUUACGCUUGGUUGUGCCGUAAAUAUACUCUAGGCUUAUUGUGGAGUGUGUGUAAAGUUCGGUUUCAAAAAUAUAUGCAUUUAUCUUAUAAAAAUAUAGCUAAAUUAAGUUUAUUAGGCUUAUUGACGUCAAAUAGGGUAAUUGACUCAAGAUGCUAGAGAAAUAUCUUCAGAUACCAAUUGCUGUUCCUCUGUGUUAUAUGGUUUCACGUCUUAAAUAUGACUGCGUAGCUGUGACUUCAAAUUGUAUUAUAUAAGGAAAGAGAUAAAGACCACAAGCUAAUGUCAUUUUCCGGAUGAAAGUCCAAAGAUAACAUACAGUUACAUCUAAAGAUGUUACCGGCUUAGCCAAACAACUAUCAUGGUAAGGAAUGCAAUUCCAUAGUCAACAAGUAUUAUUCUAUAUGAGUACGUGCAUCUACUAGACUACCAUUCUUCCCAAACAGAUUAAUUAGUUUAUUAGUUAGCAAGUGGAUUGAAUAGUGGAACGUCUGAAUAAUGAAUCUCCAUUUUAGAAUUAUUUAGUAAUUUGAGCUCAUAUGCACUAUGUGCAGGAUUGUGCCAUAUCCUAAAAAAACAAUACAUAUUAUCAACCAAACAUUUAAACAUGUCAUUUUAGACAUAAAAUAAAUGUGACUUUGAUCAUUAUAGGAAGCCGAGAUGUUUUACUGUUACCUUGUAGUAAACAUGAACAUUUUUAAUCUUAUAUUGAAGACCUAAUUGCUCUCGGGUUUCACUUCUCAACGUAAUUAUUGUUCUUUAGUUCAUCGUCAUUGGAUCUUUAAGGAUUUUUAGUUUAUCAUCAUAAGCUUGAACAAUUUUAGAAAUGGAUAAGCUGGAGAAUUGAUCGAUGCCGCUAGAGUCGAUUGGGUAUUGACGAUUCAUACCUUGUAACCCAUAAAGAUGAUAGCGGUAUCAUUGAAAUGACACCAUUGCUGUGAACCAUGAAAUAUUAAGGACGACUAAAAGGUACCAAGACAAAAUAAGUAGCUAUGGUAGCCUCGAAUGGUCUUAAUCUUGUUAGCUAAUGCUUAAUGGAGUUUGCAACCGUAGCAAAGACGAAUUAAGAUUUUGAUGGUAAUUUUAACAAGACUAAUUUUAGAAACAACUGAAUAUUUUAUAUACAAAAAAGGG